Molecule: messenger RNA, 720 nt
Organism: Lathyrus sativus (Indian pea)
Lineage: Eukaryota; Viridiplantae; Streptophyta; Magnoliopsida; Fabales; Fabaceae
Source: the annotation of a GenBank genome assembly
AUGAUGUCCACCGGUGACCUUCUCAAUAUCGAACCCGUCGAACUCAAGUUCACCUUUGAACUCAAGAAGCAGAUCUCGUGUUCUCUUAUAUUAUCAAAUAAGACAGAUAGCUAUGUAGCUUUCAAGGUAAAAACAACUAAUCCGAAGAAAUAUUGUGUUCGGCCAAACACUGGAAUUGUGUUGCCUCGAUCUACAUGUGAUGUUAUAGUUACCAUGCAAGCGCAAAAGGAAGCUCCACCUGAUAUGCAAUGUAAGGAUAAGUUUCUUCUUCAAAGUGUAAGAGUGAAUGAUGGAGCCAAUGCAAAGGAGAUUACUCCUGAAAUGUUCAACAAGGAAGCAGGGCAUGUGGUUGAGGAGUGCAAACUGAGAGUGCUGUAUGUCGCUCCACCUCAGCCUCCUUCACCAGUCCAAGAAGGUUCUGAGGAAGGGUCAUCACCUAGAGUUUCUUUUAACGAAAACGGUGGUGCUGACUCCACAACGAUGAUGAGAGCAUUUACCGAACGUCACGAAUCUUCAGAAAAAUCUGCAGAGGCAAAAGCUCUCAUGUCAAGGCUGACUGAAGAAAAGAAUAAUGCAAUUCAACAAAAUGCCAAACUUCGUCAGGAACUGGACCUACUGAAACGUCAAAGCAACAAAAGUCGUGGGAGUGCCUCGAUGAUCUUUGUCAUAUUUUUUGGUUUACUUGGCAUGAUUACAGGGUAUCUCCUGAAGAAAACCUAA